UUGUAACUGGAUGGAGGUUUAACUCGAAGGGGCUUGUUUGAGCUGCUGCGGCGGAAUAAGACCACAAGACAUCACCAACUACAACAAACAAACCAUCAAAAAACAGGAUGUAAUGUGAACAAACCGCAGAGCAGGAUGUCAAGAAGAACAAAAGAGACUUGUUGUUGUUAUUCGACUCUCAGCGGACUGAACUAACCAGUGGCUAAACCGGCUAACGUUAGCUGAGUUAACGCUAGCUACAUUACGGACAGGCUUUAUGAAGUGGACUCCCCUGCCUGUUUACAGUUUCAAGCAUCCUUGCUUGUUUGUCCGCUGAGCGCAUCUCAUUGACGUUUACUCGCCAUGGCAGCAGUGGUUAGCUACUCUCCACCAUGGUGGGUGAACCUGCUACACAGACUGCCCCAUUUCAACCUCAAGUUCGAGCAAACUAGCAGUGAUUUCCAACCAGAGGACUGGACAUAUCAACAGUCCAUCCUGUUAUUGGGAGGUGUGGCGCUCGCCUGUCUGGCCCUGGACCUCCUAUUUCUGCUCUUCUACUCCAUCUGGCUGUGCUGCCGGCGAACCAAAAAUGUGGAGCAGCCCAACGCUGACUGCUGCUGCACGGCCUGGUGUGUCAUCAUAGCAACACUUGUCUGCAGCGCUGGCAUUGCUGUCGGUUUCUAUGGGAACGGCGAGACUUGUGAUGGAGUGAAUCGGCUGACGUAUUCCCUGCGCCAUGCAAACCGUACAAUCACGGGAGUGCAGAAGCUGGUAUAUGACAGUACAUCCUCACUGAACCAGACAGUAGACGACAAUCUGCAACAGCUUGAGGGCCAGUAUGCACAGCAUGCGGACUACCUGUCCAUCAUCCAAAAGCUGCAGGGCCAGCUGGACGAGCUGGUCAGGCAGAUGGUGGAGAUUCCCUUCUGGGACAGCACCAACAUCUCCCUGGAAGAGCUGGCCGUCACGAUUGAGCUGUAUGACUGGUACAGGUGGCUGGGCUACAUAGGCCUGCUACUGUUCGAUGUCCUCAUCUGCCUUCUGGUGCUGUUCGGCCUCAUUCGCAAUUCCAAGGGAACACUUAUAGGGGUGUGCUUGUUUGGUGUAGUGGCUCUGGUUAUCAGCUGGGUCUCCCUGGGGCUGGAGUUGGCCAUCUCCACGACCUCCAGUGAUUUCUGUGUUGCUCCUGACACGUAUGUCACAAAAGUGGCAGCCCAGUAUGGAGUCAUCAAUCAAGAAAUCCUGCGGUACUACCUUAGUUGCAGUGUGGAACAAACCAACCCCUUCCAGCAGAAGCUUUCCGGGAGCCACAAAGCAUUAGUGGAGAUGCAGGAUGAUGUGUCCGAGCUGCUCCGCUCUGCCACCAGAGAGUAUAAACAAACCAAGGGAAGUUUGGAGGAGAUCCAGGGGAUACUGAACACCACAGAGAUCAGCCUACAUCAGCUCACUGCGCUGGUGGACUGUCGCAGCCUGCACAUGGACUACGUCCAGGCCAUGACAGGUCUGUGUUACGAUGGACUGGAAGGCCUCAUCUACCUUGUGCUCUUCUCCUUCGUCACUGCUCUCAUGUUCAGCUCAAUUGUUUGCAGCGUGCCUCACACCUGGCGGGGCAAGAGUAACGAGGAGGACAGUGAGGACGAGUCUCUGAGCCAUGGAGGAAGGCAAAACCACGAUAACCUGUAUCGAGUCCACAUGCCCAGCCUGUACAGCUGUGGCAGCAGCUACGGCAGCGAGACCUCCAUCCCUGCUGCCGCCCACACCGUCAGCAACGCACCUGUCACAGAGUACAUGGCUCAGAACGCCAACUUCCAGAACUCUCGCUGUGAAAACACGCCUCUGAUCGGACGAGAGUCUCCUCCCCCCUCGUACACCUCCAGCAUGCGGGCAAAGUAUCUGGCCAACAGCCGACCAGAUCCUAACACCCCUCCGGCGCACUAGACAACACUGGACUCGUCCUGUCUGCAGCACUGACGUCUCUAAAGUCACAUUCAAUCACUCCUCCGGUCAUUCCUCACAAACGUUUUUUUCCACUCAGUCGCUCCACCUCCUGCUUCCCCCACCGCCACCAGUAACUGUCUCACUCGACUUAAAAUGGGAAAACAAAACGUGCUUUUGCUGGUUGGUUGAAGCAAAACUUGACGGCAUCCAUUAAAUCCCAUCUCUUGACUCUCACGCAGAUACUUUUUCUCCAGUUUCAACAAUCCUUGGCUGGUGCUUGGAGUUUAUCUGCAACUCUGAUGUGAUGGAGCCUGGACUGUCUCUUACACUCCAAUUUAAAAAAAAAA
Messenger RNA from Seriola dumerili (greater amberjack), 2264 nucleotides. RefSeq names its product tweety family member 3 (gene ttyh3a). Gene Ontology annotation, cellular component: plasma membrane. The transcript is spliced from 15 exons. The record is from RefSeq and is a predicted model, not a curated record. Gene Ontology annotation, molecular function: volume-sensitive chloride channel activity; intracellularly calcium-gated chloride channel activity. Lineage: Eukaryota; Metazoa; Chordata; Actinopteri; Carangiformes; Carangidae. The coding region runs from base 343 to 1917 and encodes 524 amino acids.